Paramecium tetraurelia is the source of this 1782-nucleotide messenger RNA. RefSeq lists its product as uncharacterized. The record is from RefSeq and is a predicted model, not a curated record. The transcript has 3 exons. NCBI's taxonomy places the organism in Eukaryota, Ciliophora, Oligohymenophorea, Peniculida, Parameciidae.
AUGUUAAAUCACAGAAUUUAUUUCUUGUCCAUCUUAACAUUGAUACUAAACCUUAAUUUUAUUAAAAAUGCUCUGGCUUGCCCCUUUAGUACUUAUCAAGAGGCAAUAAUAAAUAGUGGUAGCUAAAAAUGGAUGAAAUCCUUAGAAAUUGAUAAUAAGUCAAAUGGAGAUGUAUUUAUAUUUGGAUUUUGGACUUUCAGCAUUCCAUUGUUAAUUCAAACUGAUAAUGUAAAUGUUGGUGAAGAAUUUAAAAUUAAUGAACUUUAGACUGGAGAAUUCCUCUUUUUACUAAAAAAUACUGAAACAAAUGACAAUUUAAUAGUUUGUUAUAAGUCUUUUGAUUAUGUUUAAUAAAAAGUGUAACAUAUAUUUCUGUUAGAAAAUGGUUUGGGGAAUUUUAAAUUCAUUUUUGAUUUCAAUUCAUUACAAUAUGAAGGAAUAUGGGUGUUUCAUUUAGUGGUUUUGGAGAAUUAAUAAAAAAAAAUGAUGGUUAAAGUAAAUUAAUAGGAUGCAUAAUCAGCAGACUUUAGUUAUUAAAACCUAUUAAAUUUAGAAAUAAUAAUUGGUGGAAAAGGAUAUAUCAACAAUUUAAAUCUUAACUAUUUUAAAGGAAUAUAAAGUAAAUUAAUAUUCAAAUCUUCUAUUGAUUAUUCAAAUGUUAUUACUUAAGAACUAAUGAAUGAAUGCUAGAUUCCUUAAAAAAUAGGACUUGAAUAGACCAUCAACAUUGUACAAGGAUUAAAGUUAUUUGAAGGAAACCAAGUUCUAUAGAUGCUAAUCGAUCAAUAUGGAAAUAAAUAUUGUAUACAAGGAUGGGUUAAAUACACAUUGACAACUGUAAGUGAUCAAAAAUAUACUUUAUUAAAAUUAAAGGGGAUUUCUAACUUUGAAUAAGAAAAAACUUUAGGAGAUGAAUUAUUCAAGGUGGAUGUAUUUGUAUCUUAAAAUAUACCAGAAUAAACAUAUAUGAUGGUGAAUGUUGAUGCAUAUGGUAUGCCAGUUUAAUAAUCAUUUCAAUCUCAAUAUGAUUUAAUUUUUUAAGGAUCAUCAAAUCCUGAUUAUAGUGUAUUACAGACAAGAAAAAAGUAUUAGGAUUUAAAUUCGUAGCUUUAUUAUGAUGGAUUAUAAGAAUGGCAUUUUAUUUAGUAUGAGUAUGGAAGGAGCAGCUUUGAUGAAAGAAUGUUAUUAAUCAUUAAAUUUUCAAAUGAAUUAGGACUUUUAAAGGACAAUUUAGGAAAUGAUAUAUUUAGUGGAACAUUUACGAAUUCUAAAUUUAAUCUAUUUUUUGGUGGAGAUAACUUAAAUAAUGUAAUUAAUAAUAAUUUUCUCAAUGCUCAAAUUUAUAAUUUUAAGAUGCAGUACAAUUAUAACGAAGAAAAACUGUUUAAUGUUGAUUGCCAUUACACAUGUUUGACUUGUUUUGGACCAUUGGAAAAAAAUUGCUUAACUUGUGAUCCUAAUUCGAAUAGAUAUUAUUAGGAUGAAUUAAAAAUAUGCGAGUGUUUCUCAGGUUCCGUUGAAAAGGGUAAUAUUAAAUGUGAGAAUUAAUUAUACUUUUCAAUAAUUCAAGAAGAAAUUGCAAUAGAGUUAGAAGAUAAAUGUCCUUUUGGAUAUUUUAUGUUACCUGAUGAGAUAGGAAGUAAUUAUGAUUGUCUAGAAUGUCCAUCUUUGAAGAGAACUACAUCAAUUUAAUGUGUUGAUUGUUUGUUCUAUCCAAAAACAUGGUAUCUAAACCCAGUAAUGUAAAUAAGAUUAUCAAUAAAUAUUUUAAAAAUAUCAUGA